Panicum hallii is the source of this 1152-nucleotide messenger RNA. RefSeq names its product homeobox-leucine zipper protein ROC6-like. The coding region runs from base 1 to 1152 and encodes 383 amino acids. The record is from RefSeq and is a predicted model, not a curated record. Lineage: Eukaryota; Viridiplantae; Streptophyta; Magnoliopsida; Poales; Poaceae. Gene Ontology annotation, molecular function: lipid binding. The transcript has 4 exons.
AUGGAUGUGGAGUUCUGGGUGCAAUCGCCGCGCCUGCUGUCCCGCAACGUGAAGUUUCUGAGGUUUAGCAAGAAGAUGGCGGAAAGGAAGUGGGCUGUGGUAGACGUGUCUGUUGAUGGCAACAACGGAGAUGAACAGCAAAGCAACGGAACUAGUUACGCCGGCUACAGGUUGCUGCCGUCCGGCUGCCUCAUGGAGGACAUGAGUGGCGGCUUUUGCAAGGUCACAUGGGUGGUGCACGGGGAGUACCUUGAAUCCACUGUGCCAGAACUGUUCAAGCAAUUUUUUCGUUCUGGGCAAGCCUUUGGUGCAUGCCGUUGGCUCAGAUCGCUCCAGAGGCAGUGUGAGUACAUGGCCGUUCUGGGUUCCAGCCAUAUUCCAAGCAGCAGCAGCAGCAGCUCAGCCAUAUCGCCUCUAGGGAAAAGGGGGGUCCUGGAGCUGGCCCGGCGGAUGAAGGAGAGCUUCUAUGCAGCCGUCUCUGGGCCGGUGACCAUAGCAUCGACCAACAUCGUCGACCAGUGGUGUGUUAGCAGUGGCACUGGCGCCGAGAGGGUGGACGCAGCAGUGCGCAUGGUUACAUGGAAUUGCGCUGAGAUCAUGCCCGGAGAGCCUGCAAUCACGGUGCUGAGCGCCACUGCUACCGUCAGGCUGCCCGGUACUCCGCCACUGCGUGUGUUCGAGUAUAUCUGCAAUUCGCAGCGCCGUGGCGAGUGGGAUAACUUUGUCAAUGGAGGCCCGGUGGAGGAAGUCGUUGCUGAUGGAAGUCAUGGAACGAACAGCAACGACAUGCUGAUCUUGCAACAGUCAAGCACCGACGCGUCAGGCUCUCUGGUUGUGUACAGCCUUGUUGAGGAAAACGUGAUGCGCGGCAUCAUGGGUGGCGCUGACAGCUCCAUUUUCCUCCUGCCGUCUGGAUUUGCCAUCCUCCCAGACGGCCAUGGCAAGGCCCACUACACCGCUGUGAGCUCCUCCAGUAGUGCUCCCAACAACGGUGAAGGAGCACUUCUUACUGUGGCAUCCCUAGGAAUGUUGUCUAGUUCCCCAUCCGGCGGUCCUGCUGCCCGGAGCUUUGACGAUGCAGGAGAGCAUCUAUGCAAUAUGAUAAAGAAGAUCAGGGACGCUGUCGGGGCCAAUAACGUCAUCAUGGCCUGA